Molecule: messenger RNA, 948 nt
Organism: Corticium candelabrum
Lineage: Eukaryota; Metazoa; Porifera; Homoscleromorpha; Homosclerophorida; Plakinidae
Exons: 3
Coding region: 158-838 (226 amino acids)
Source: RefSeq, a predicted model, not a curated record
AUUCUAUGAUGUCUUCUUUCAUCUAUAUUGUUGUUGUCUUGGCACUAGCAUUGGCCUUCAGAGCAACAAAUGCUGCGUGAGUAAACGUGUUCUCCUUCUCUAUGCUUUCUUCACAUUUCAAUGACAUUUGCUCUACAGAACUGGAACGGUCGAAUGUAUGGACACCCAAACACAUGCUAUCCUAGAUUACCACAGUGGACCUCUGCAACCUGGUCGUGUGAUCAUAGUCGGAAGCCCAAGGAAGCCUAGUGAUGUUUCUACCUACAGACCAAAUACAAAGUGCAUAUGGACCAUCACUGCUACAGGAAACACAAUGCUGGGCGCCUUCUACAUUCCCCGUCUCCAAUUGGAUGCACCAACGGGUGUAUGUGGACCACUCGCGGAAGAUAGAAUUGCCAUUAGAAAAAACUAUCAUGACAGUGAUUACCACUAUCUCUGCGGAGAAGAAGGUGAACGCAGUCUGGUGUACACUAUGCAGCACCAAUCAACACUCGAGUUCACAGCAGACUCUCAAAGCCAAAGUGAUGGUUUCUGGGGUUUGUUCUUUGAAUAUGAUGCCAACAAUGGCGACAACAGCACAGAGAAUCCCGAGGAUCAGGAUGAGCCAAUGCUUCCUCCUGAGGAGAUCGUUAUUCUUGAUCAACUGCUUGUUCGUGGAGGGCGUCAUGCUCUUUGUCAAUCUUGUGCUGCCAAGCAGUAUCUGGGUGACAGCAUCUUUGGCUGCCUCUGUCCAGGUUACAAUUCUACCUGCACUAGACGACGUCGUCCUACACUUCGCCCCACAUGGCUGCCCACCAGAAAUCCGACACAAAGAUCAACAACAGAACAUUCAGAGUAGACAACUGCAAUAACUCUUAGAAUAUACAGACAGUAGUUGACUCAGUUGUAUUGCUUCUUUAGUACAGUACCAGUUUUAUUGUACAGAUUGAUAGCUUUUAAUCACGCAAU